Trichomonas vaginalis G3 is the source of this 3177-nucleotide messenger RNA. Its product is annotated as phage tail repeat-like family. The record is from RefSeq and is a predicted model, not a curated record. The coding region runs from base 1 to 3177 and encodes 1058 amino acids. The transcript has a single exon. NCBI's taxonomy places the organism in Eukaryota, Parabasalia, Trichomonadida, Trichomonadidae.
AUGAGUAUAGCUGCAUAUGCGUAUGAAGCUGACAGAGCUAAACGUUUAUAUUUUGGUCAAUACUCUCUCACACUUACUGACAAAUAUAUUGUUAUUUCUGAUGGAAAUACUGAGAAAUAUAUAACAUGGAAGGACUAUGAAAAGUUUGACCCUAUUUUAACUCCAUGUACUAUGCCAUUCAUUGUAAAUGGUGAAGUUGUCAUGAAGAACGACACAACUGUUUAUAGGUCUGUAUAUGAAGCUCUUGAAAGCAUUCUUAACUUCAAUCCUUCAGGGUUCGAUACAAAAACAACUCCUUCGACAAUGCCAUUUAUAGAAAAUGGUGAAAUUGUGUCAAAAAAUAAUGAAACAGUGUAUAAGUCAGUGUAUGAGGCGCUGAACUAUAUGCUUCAUUUCAAUCCUUCUGGUUUUGACCCACAAAUAACUUCAUGUACUAUGCCAUUCAUUGUAAAUGGUGAAAUCGUCAUGAAAGAUAACACAACUGUCUCAAAGUCUGUUCGUGAUAUUUUAGACUACUUGCUUCAUUUGGGUCCUACAGGAUUUGACCCAUAUACAACUCAAUGUCAAGUACCAUUCAUAAACGACUCAGCAGAAAUAAAACUCAAAACGUCAACAGUAGAUGAAGCAAUUGCUGACUCAUUGACAAAACUUCUUGAUAUAAUAAUGAGGUUCAAUACAUUCAAAACAACAUAUGAAACCUUUAAGAAAAAUUAUGACGAUUUCUUUAAAAUUACAUACAUCGAGCCUUCUGCUCCUCAAACACCAGACUAUGCAUGUCUUAAAAUAAAGGCUGCAUGGACACAAGUUAGAACACUGACUUUUGACGGAGAUAAUAUCGUUAGAGGCGUUACAUCUGGAGACACAUUACUUACGAAAGAAUACUUAAAAAGUCAUAUCAGUGAUUUUGUGAAAGUAGAACAAAGUGAAGGAGGUAAGAGUUGGUUAGGGUGGUUGUUUAAUUUAUUUUCAGCAGGUGCAACAACUGCAUCUCUUAUAACCAUGCAAAGUGAGAUAGACACACUCUGGACUUUUCUUGGUGGCAUAGAUAGCAUGAAGUUUUAUGUUGAGUUUGCUAAAUUACAUGGAAAUACAGGAAGUUUCUUUGACGGUCUCAAAAAUUUAUGGGGUAAAGUAACAUAUAAUACAAAGAAACUAACUAACUGGGCACUCAAACGUAAAAAUAUGUUCGACGGACUUGCUUACAACCCUCGUCUCGGAAUUAUUGAACCAAUUAAUUUACAUCCUUUAAUGGCAGCAAGAGAUUUAGAUGAAGAAGGAGAAGGAGGACAAGUGGUUCAAACAAUUGUUGAAAAUCUACUGAAUAUAUAUCCUGAUUUUGAAGAAGGUUUAACAGCAACAAACACAACAAUUCGUGAAAACAGUAUAGCGUUUAACACUGAAGAUAAUAUUUUAGACUAUAUGUUCGUUGUCUUAGGUCAGUUAGCUAAGACAAUAAAAGAGAAAGGUAUUGACUCAGUCAUAACAGUUGAAGAUGUAAUGUUAAGAAAGACUUUUGACUCAUUGUUUCAAGAACCAAAAGAAGUAGUUAGUCUUUAUGAAGUUUUGAACGCAAUGCUGACAAAAAUAAAUGAAAGUGACACUGGUGACAUAAGUGAAGCAAAAGUUGUUGAACUUCUUUCACAAAAAGCAGAUAAAAACCAUGUUCAUUAUAUAAGUUCAGAUGAACAGAUUAUAACGGACUACCAUGGAUAUUUAACACAGGAUGAAAAAGUGAAGACGGAAGAUGUUAAUGAAAGAAGAUAUAAAUACAUUCAUGCUAAAGGUUAUGACAUAAGCUGUACUGUACAGUAUGACACAGGUAAAGCACAAGAAGCAUUUGGUUAUAACGAUGAAAUUUAUGCCUCUAGUUUCUUUGUUAACGGUGUAUUAGUUGAACCAAGAUUUACUUUGAGAGUUAAGGCAAAAAUAACUUUUGAAGAUGCUAUUAAAAGUAAAGCCGACAAAGAUGAACUUGACGCAACGAACAAAGUUUUGAAAUCUCAUAAACACAAUAUCUCCGAUAUAAAUGAACUUCAAGCUACAUUAAAUAGUAAAGCUGACAAAGAACAUACACAUAAAUCCUUCACUACUGUUAGAGCAGACGACAUAAUAUUGAACUAUACCCUUGGUUCAAGUGCACCUUUAGAGAAUCCGAGUACAAGCGUAAAAGAUACUCUUAACAAUUUAGAUAACAGUUGCAGGAAUAUCGAAGAUCAUGCCAGAAACUUUGAAGCAUAUGAACUACCAGCAAUGUUAGAUAAGAAAGCUGACAAGAACCAUACACAUAAAUCCUUCACUACUGUUAGAGCAGACGACAUAAUAUUGAACUAUACCCUUGGUUCAAGUGCACCUUUAGAGAAUCCGAGUACAAGCGUAAAAGAUACACUAAACUCCUUAAAUAGUAAAUGUAUGAACAUUGAAGGUCAUGUCAGAAACUUUGAAACAUAUGAACUACCAGCAAUGUUAGAUAAGAAAGCUGAUAAAGAACAUACACAUAACUCCUUCUCAACUGUUGCUAUAGAAAGUAUUGAAGGAACGGUUGGCGGAACUGGUGGGGAUGCAUCAUAUUAUAAACCUCCUAACUUUCCACAAGGUUUAACAUCGAAUGAAAACAUAACAACGAAGAAAGACAUUAGCUGUAAAAAUGUUUAUGUCAUGGAUGAUGAAAAUAAUGUUAAAUUCACUGCUCAAGAUUUAUAUGAUAAGAAAGCAGACAAAACAGAGCUUCAAACAUUAAAGACUCAGAUUCUUGAAACAUUAUAUCCUAUAGGCUCUAUUUAUACGUCAAUGAACUCAACAAAUUCAGCAACAGUUUUAGGUUUUGGUACGUGGAAGCAGAUUGUAGAUAAAUUCUUAUACUGUGCUAGAUAUUCAAAGCAAACAGGAGGUUCGAAGAAAAUUAAAGAAGCAAACCUUCCACCGCACACUCAUACAGGAACUACAAACUUUUCUGGCGACCAUAGCCACUCAUUAAGAGACCACCCAUUAUACAACUCAGAGUAUGAAGCUGGCAAUGAUGUUUUAUCUCCAUCUUAUAACAAUUCAGCAAAAAAGAUUUUUCGACAAACUGAACCGGGAGGUAAUCAUUCACACACUUUCACAACAAAUCCAACAGGCUCGGGUGCAGAUUAUAUGCCACCAUUUGUGACGGUUUAUGCAUGGUACCGCGUUCAAUGA